This is a messenger RNA of Ylistrum balloti, 5864 nucleotides long. Its product is annotated as ras-related protein Rab-30-like. The record is from RefSeq and is a predicted model, not a curated record. NCBI's taxonomy places the organism in Eukaryota, Metazoa, Mollusca, Bivalvia, Pectinida, Pectinidae. Gene Ontology annotation, cellular component: trans-Golgi network. Gene Ontology annotation, molecular function: GTP binding; GTPase activity. Bases 152 to 760 code for a protein of 202 amino acids. The transcript has 5 exons.
UCUAUCUGAAAUGUAUUGAGCUAUGUGAAAUCUGAAGACCCGUCAUCAGUCGACCAACUGUACGAUGAAACUUUGCAAGUGAAGAACAUGGAGCAAUGUUGAAACCAUAGGAUUUUUUUUCAAUAUACAGGCAUUUCCAUAAAGCAGUACAAUGGAAGAUUAUAAAUACCUAUUCAAAGUAGUUCUGAUUGGUGAGGCUGGAGUCGGAAAAACAUGUCUUGUGAGGAGGUUUACUCAGGGCUUAUUUCCACCUGGCCAAGGAGCAACUAUAGGUGUUGACUUCAUGAUCAAGACAGUAGAAGUAGAUGGCGAGAAGGUCAAGCUACAGAUUUGGGAUACAGCGGGUCAGGAACGCUUUCGCUCCAUCACACAGAGUUACUACCACUCUGCUAAUGCCCUGAUUCUUGUAUAUGAUGUUUGCUGUCAACAAUCCUUUGACAGUCUUCCGAUGUGGAUAGAGGAAAUAGAGAAAUAUGCCAGCACCCAAGUCUAUAGUUACCUUGUUGGAAACAAAAUUGACCAGAUCAACCAAAUUGAAAUCCCACAAUCUAUUGGUCAGCAGUUUGCAGACCGUUAUGAAAUGAAGUUCUUGGAGACAUCUGCAAAAGAAGCAGACAAUGUUGAUAAACUGUUUUUUGACAUUGCACAUCGAUUGACUGCCCAAGCCAAACAACAGGAACUGGAGGUUGAUAAACCAGUCAGCUUCAAUGCGAAUAACACAACAAAUAUCUCCAACUGUUCAGGCUGCUUAAAGUUUUGAUAGUCCUGUCACUGAGUUUAGAAACGGAUUGCAUUAUCAGAAUGUUUGAAUGUUGAAUAGUCUCUCUCGUGAAGAUUCUAGUCUAGAAUUCUGUAUCAAGGGUCUACAUAUAGUAGACUAAACAAAAAGUACUGGUUGUCUGAGCUAAACAAAUGUAUCUAUAAUCUGCUUUGGUAGUGUACACUAUUUUUCUUCGGCAUCUGCUUCAGCUGGCUGUUUUGCAAUUCAGCAACAGAUGAACCAAUGUUGCCAAUGUAACAUAAUAGCAAGCACUCCAUUUGAUUCAGUGCAUGUAAAAUUUUUGUUUGAAUGCAUAUGACAUUCAAUUUUCCCGCAGUUUCAUCCACAUUGAUUAAGGAAAACUUUAGGAAACAGUAACUUGAAAAGGGGAAUAAGCAUUGUAGAAUAAAUGAAACUUCAUGGAUAAUUUUCACACAUUACAACCUGUUCAGAGCAUACACUGUCAUUGUAAAAUACUAUAUAUAAAUACAACUUGAUUUAUUUUACAACAACAGUGAAACAAGUCCCUUCAACUGAUAUUAUUCACACUUGUUAGCCCAUUAUGGAAUACAAAAUUAAAAUCCUGUUUAAACUUAUUGAUAAGUUAACGGUGUACAGAUACUGCCAGGCACAGAUCAACUUUCCUGUCCUUUGCUAUAUUGAUUAUAUAAAUAUUUCUUUUUUUUUUGAAUUUGUCUUCAUCUCUGUUUCAUAUGACCAAGGAAAACCAAAAUAAAAUUUCGACAAAGAAAUUUCAUAAAUAAUAAUGAAUAUGUAAACAUUCACAUUAACUAUUAUACUUUUUACAUUACUGUUGUACAGAUUAUUUACAUAUUUGUUUUGUCAGCUAGUUUUAGAACUACAAACCUAGAGUUUUAACUUAAUGAGUUUACAUGUUUUGCAGCGAUGUUACAACACAAUCUAUAAAUCUUGGAUAAUGAAGAAAAUCUUAAUUGUUAAUACCUAGAAUAAUGAUGCUGGACAUUACUUUAAAGCUGAAAAUAAUUAUGAAAUGCAAUUUUUGGAUAUCUUUGUAGAUACAGUUGUAAUUUAUCUCUCUGAAAGACUUGACUUUGAGGAAAUUUUGAUAUGUUUUGGAUUGUUUUAAGAAAAUGUUUCCGUUAUGUUAAUCACUCACUUGGAUUCCUUGUUUGAUUUAUCUUGAAGUGUUCUCUGUUUCCACUUUUUUUUCUUGGACCAGUGGAUUCUCCUUACACGAUUGUCAAACAUGUAAAUGGUGAGUUUUUGUUUAUCAAAGAGGAAACAUUUAAUGAAAAGUCAUUGUAUAUGAUAGAUAUUACACUGACAGCAAACUCAUAAGAAUGGGUAUGCCAUUUUUUUUUUUUUUUUUUUUUGUUAAUUAAUGUAUUUUUUUAACUUGUGCCAUAUAUACCCAGUAUAUACAUGUAUGUCUUCCUGUCAGUGAACAACUAAGUAUUCUGGAAAGAACAAAUGAAUUAGAAUGUUCAGUUAUAGGGUUGAUAGUGUGCUUGGAAAAUAGAUUAUUCUAUAGAAAUAGAAUAUUGCUCUUCUUGUUCAUGGUUGUAAGCAAUGACAAAAAUGAAUAACUGGACAAAAGAGAGAGACUGCAUAACAAAAUGGCUAUAGAAUCAUGAUUAUAUCUAAUUUACAUAUAUACCUAAGAGUCCCAGUUUUUGACCUGGGGCUGACCCCUGGUAGGAUAAAAUAUAUAUUUGAAGCAAUGCACAGAUUGCUAUGAUAAUUGAAAUUUAGGAUAUGAUCAAAAAUUUUUGAUGUUGAAGUUAUUUGUAUUUUUGUAUUGGAAUCAAAAGUUUGAAAUGGUUUUUGUUUGAAUAGAAUUGAUCAAACUUGUAAAAUAGGGUUGUUAGUUUAGAAGGUUAAGUAACAAAUACAUACUUACUAAUAUUAUGUGGAAAAUAUUGAUUGUUUUCAGAAAGAUGACAUGCAAGUUUGAUGAUGAUGAAUACUUUCAAUGCUUUAUGUCAAAAUACAUUAAUUCAUUUUGACUCUCAAAAUUUUGAAGUAGAUUAACCUGAUUUUGUUUAACCAUCUGACAUGUUGGAUAAUGAUGUGUUUCAGUCUUGUAUAACCAGGUAUUAUGAACAUUUGUAAGGUAAUGAAAAAAGAAAGAAAAAAAUGCAAAAUUUCUUAUUUGAUCAAGUAAUUUUUGGAAUAGUUUCAUGCAACACCUUAAAAUGAUUUGGGUUUUUUUUGUUUUUUGGGGGUUUUUUUUGGUAAAUAAGCCUGUGGUAGUUGAACUAAUGUUGAUAAUGUAGCUUGUUAAGGCUGCUGUGUGUAAUUAUUAAAAACAAAGUUUGGUUGUGCAUAUACAGAACUUAUAAUCAGCUGCUAGGGGCUGUUGGUGAUUUGUCUUGUGUGAGCAUCUAUAUGUAAAACGAUGUUUGAGAAUGUGCAUUACAAAGUUCAGCAUUAGUACAUAAUGUACUCUGUGUAUGUGUGGCCUGUGAUUGGUGGUCAGUUGUGUUAUCAGAUUGAGACUUGGCUGAAAUUCUCAACCCCACAGUACAUACCUAUUAUCUAUUGUUUUUAUGAAAAAAACUGGGAGGCAAACUCACUAAAAGCCUAGAAAGUCAAGGUAUAGGAUUAUACGUGACAUUUGCAGGAAAUUCUGUUGAAUAACAACACAUUAGGAUGGGCUUAUUACCAGGCAUUGUCUUAUUGUUAUUACAAAAACAGUAAACAUAUGGACUGUGAGGAUCGGAAUUUGUACCAAGUCACAGCAUUUCAGUGUAUUGGUUUGUUCAUAAAGUUUAAAAAUAAAGACGUUCCUAGGAUUUCCUAAUAUGGUAAAUGAGGUUUUAUCCUGAAGAGAGAAGUAUUUGUUGUAUAUAUUCUUAUUAUUGAGGAUGAAGAUAGUGUUCUGAAAGGCUGAAUUUUUAACUCGUUUUAGAGGGUUUUUUUCAUGAUGUGUUCCAUUGUUAUAACCAUUCGUUGUGUUCAGUUAUUUACCAUCAUUUCACUAGAAAUGUGUUUGUUUUAACUUUUACUUUAAAUGGUGAUGCACCAAAUAUAUCUAGUCGCAUAAAUAGUUUUGAAGUAUGUUUUAAUUAUAUGACAGCUUAUAUACAUUAAUAUUGCCAUUUCAAAUUAUAUCCCCGUUAUAAUGGAGGUAUAUUGGAUUUCAUUUCAGGAGAAAAAAAAACUAACAUCAUAGAAAUUUUUUUGAUAUAGCCAUUUUUUGGAUUCCCUCUGUGUAUUUGGGAUUGCCCUAAUACAGUGCAGACUGAAUGUUGAUCAAAUAUCUCAUUUGUUAAAACUGCAGUUAAUGCAUAGACCGAGGUUGAACUUUACUGCCAAUGUUCCUUUAGGACUAACUGUUGCCAUGCUAACUGAGACAUGUCAUAGAUGGUACGUAUUGUUAUUUUUGUGCUUUUGCAAUUACCACAUUCAUUUUAUGUGAUCUAGUCAAUAUUUAUUUAAAGCUGCAAUUACACUGCAGAUAUCAUUGUAGCCAAAUUUACCUUCUAAACUACAGACUAUUUAUACUAGCUUAUAAUAGAAACCAGAGAUAUCUGUCUCUAUUUCUGUCUCAUCGGUUUGUAUUUUUACAAGUCCUUUCUAGUCUUUAUAUAUCUUCAUGUUAUGAAGGCUUGAAAUACCACUUUAAUAAUGUGAAUAUGGUGGCAUUAAGACAUGUUUUGAUCAUGUGCUAUCCCUUAAUUGAUAGUAAUUGUGGUUUGAUGUAGUUCAAACUGUAUUUUAAUUGAGGACAUUUUCCAUUCCUUUUAGAUAUAAAUAAAAUGAAAUAUGUAAUCAUUUGAAAUCCAAAUAAAUUUUACAUGUGAGCAAGAGAAGUGAUCAAUAUACCAUUAUUAUCCUGCAAUAAGCUGAGAUGCCCAAUGACCCAGUGUAUUAAGUCUGUAUAUGGGAUUAUUACAGGAUGGUAAAAAAACAUUAGUAAUUUGUCAUUAGACAACAAUACGUUUAUAGGCUUAUUACCAGGCACAACCUUAUUGCCAGAUAAAUAUGGUAUUUGACAUUGAGGAAUGUAAACAAGUAGGUAGGUACAUAUUGAUGUACCAAGCCUGUCAACUUACUUUACAUCACUGACAAUAAAUCCCUCCAAAAUACUCAAAAUGAUAUUUCAUUUUUUAACCUCAUUAUGUUAAUUAUGCUUACUACGAUUUCGUUUUGUAAAUAAUAGAUACUUUUCCCUUGUAUGCAUGUAAUACUUUAAGUAUUUUUUACAAUCUCAUUUUACCUUAUUUCUUAUUGUAUUUUACAUUUUCACCUUUUUUACUUAGAAUUGUCUCAUUUUUUUUAUACAGGCUAACUCAGCAUGAUAUGGAAAAAUACUAGUGAAUGCUAGUGAAAGUGUUUUGAAUUUUUUAUCCAACUACAAUUUAUAAUUGAUAUUUUAUGGUGAAUCAUUUUAUUAAAUAACUUCUCAGAGAACAUUGAUUAUAGAAUCCAGUGAUAAAAUUUUAGUGACACCUUAAAUAUGAACUCCAGUCAAGAAUUUGGAAAUUUCUGUGAUUUUGUUUUAUUAUUUAAAAACCAUGUAUAAAAUAAUACAUGUGCAUGCCUAGCUACCAUUUUAAUUAUUCAAAGGAGAGAACAGUGUCUCCUAUCUCAUGAUUUAAAAGUUAGAAAUAAAAUUACUACAUGUAUUACAUUAACCAAAACAAAAACAUUGACAUUUCACAGCAUGUUUCUGAUUCUUUAGUUAGUAGAGAAAUAGAGACACAGGACUUCUACAAUGGCUUUUUUUCUUCCAAUUCAUUUUCAAUUUACUUGUGAAUUAUAGUGAAAACCUUUUUGUUUUGUUCAAAUGUUUGUGUUUGGGAUUAAAAAAAGUCAUGUUCUUUGAAACAGUGAUUGAUUUAAAUUGUUAGAUCUUGGUAAAGCAUGUACAUCAUGUGUUGGGCAUUCAUAAGAGUUAAUACCUAGUAUGUUUUUUUAUAUAAAAAGACCAACUACAGAAUGAUCAUAUAAAAGUAAGGAUCACAACAGCAAGAAAGAAUGUUAUUCACUCACAGUACAUCUAUAGUACAGAGAUUCAUUAGUAAGAACAUGCUUGAAAUUUGUUGCUUUGCAAGUCUAUCCGAUAUUGAGAUUUGUUUUAUGUCAUAUUAAUAUUAAAAUAAAGAUCAUAGACAAA